UUUUUUUCGCGCGUUUUUCGUUAUCUCUUCAUAAUUCGUUAUCUCGGAUUUAAAACCGCGUUUUUGUUGUUUAGUUUCGCUCUAAAGGAAGUGCAAAAAGUGUUGCGUGUGUGCGUGGCUCGUGUCGCUUCGUUUUUUGGCGUUUGAUUCUAACCUCAAAAUGUCGAAACCGGUGAAAAAACCUCGCAAAAAAGCAACAACCGGCUAUAAAAUGCCGGAGCCGCUGCCUGCAGGGGAAGUCCUGGUUGAUGUGGGGAAGAACCAGUGGAGGUUGGGGCCGUCCAUCGGCAAAGGGGGCUUUGGGGAGAUUUACGCAGCUCAGGAGGCCUCCUCCAAGUCCCCCAAAUACCCCUACGUUGUGAAGGUGGAGCCUCACGGCAACGGCCCCCUUUUCGUCGAGAUGCACUUCUACAUGAAAAACGCCAAACAGGCCGACAUUGAGGCUUUUAUGAAAAAGCACAAAUUGAAAACGUUCGGAAUGCCGGCGUAUUUGGGGUCAGGGUCGCACGAAAUGGGGGCUUCCAAAUACCGGUUUAUUGUCAUGGAGAAAUUCGGGGCUGAUAUUGACCAACUGAGGCGGGACAAGGGGGCCCUUUCGAGCACGUCCGUUUUUCAAAUGGGGUGGCAAAUUACCUACGUUCUGGAAUAUAUUCAUGACUUUGGGUACAUCCAUGGGGACAUAAAAGGGGGCAAUGUCCUUCUGGGGGUCAAUAAAAGCCAGGUCUACCUCGUGGAUUUUGGUCUCGCGACCAAGUUUAGCACAGAGCGGGAGUUUAAACCGAACCCCAAAAAAGCCCACGAUGGCACCAUUGAGUACACCAGCCGGGACGCCCAUCAUGGGGUGCCCACCAGACGUGGCGAUUUCGAAAUUCUGGGCUUUAAUUUAAUUCAUUGGUUGGGGGGCACCCUCCCCUGGGACUCGCACUUAAGCGACCCCAAAACCGUCCAACAGUUGAAGGAAGACAAUUUAAAAGACGUCCCAAAGUUUAUUAAAACGUGCCUGGGCAAGAAAUCCGAAACUUUAAUCAAAUAUUUCCAAUACGUUAAUAGUUUAAAGUUUGAUGAGGUGCCUGAUUAUAAGAAAAUUCGGUCGUUGUUUGAGGACGAAAUUCGCAAGAAUGGCAAAACUGUGGACAGUCCUUUUGACUUCCUUGGGACAGUGAAAAAAAGAAGAAGUUUAUGUGGGGAUAGAUUGGAUGAUGGAGAUGAUGAAAAUGUCACACCUGUGAAGAAACUGGCGAAAAAAAAGGAGAAGAAACAGAAGGAAGUGAUAGAAAAUAAGACUGAAGAGGUGAUGACACCCGCCAUGAAAGAAAUCUUAGCCAAGAAGGAGAAAAAUGCGCUCAAAAAAAAGAAAACCAAAACUAGUGAUGAUAAAAAUGGUGAGGUUGACAACGCCGGAAUGAUGGAAAUAAGAAAGAAAAAAGACAAAGCUAGUGAAGAGACAAAUGGUCAUCUUGGGGCACGAAAGAAGAAAACGAAAGCCAGUAGUGAUGAUAGCGAUGGCGAAGUAUACAAUGCCGAAAUGCUCGAAAUAAAACAGAAGAUUAACAAAGGAAGAAGUGAAGAAGUGAGAGAGAACGGAAGACCUAGGCGCCAUCUCCCGGCUUGUAAUUACGACGAGCGAACUCCCAGACAACCGAGGAAGAAGACUUAGUACCUUUACUGUUUUUUACGAAUUAAUAAAAAUAAAGAUUUUAAAAGUAAA
This is a messenger RNA of Tribolium castaneum (red flour beetle), 1708 nucleotides long. RefSeq names its product serine/threonine-protein kinase VRK1. The record is from RefSeq and is a predicted model, not a curated record. Gene Ontology annotation, cellular component: cytoplasm; nucleus. NCBI's taxonomy places the organism in Eukaryota, Metazoa, Arthropoda, Insecta, Coleoptera, Tenebrionidae. The transcript has 5 exons. Gene Ontology annotation, molecular function: ATP binding; protein serine/threonine kinase activity. The coding region runs from base 161 to 1657 and encodes 498 amino acids. Gene Ontology annotation, biological process: signal transduction; peptidyl-serine phosphorylation.